AUGAGUAGCGAAGCGACACAACAAUAUAAAAAAGCUGACACCAAAAUGCAAAUAAAUCCUGAAAGAGAAUUAUCACCAGUUAUAUUUUUAGCACAAGCGUCCGGAUGGGAAUCUCCCGUAUCCUUAAGGAAUGAAAAAUCUCCAACUCCAACUAAUAAUUUGGAGUCUCACUAGUACUUUUCUGAAAAAUCUAAAUCAGUUACUCCAUUUUCCCCAUAGAUAAAAGGUGUGUUGAAAAAUAAAUAGGACACUCCUUUAAAUUCUGCUUCAACAGCUAGCUAAAGUUUAAAAAUUAGCGAGUCUAGCUCGCCAUAGAAUGUAAAUAAACUUCUCAAUAACUUUUUAAGCACAAGGAACUCUUCAAAUUAGGAUAAAAAAAUAGAUUUUAGCAGCUUUAGUAAUUAUUAAUAGCCAGAUGAUAUGAAAGAAUAAAUUUCAUCUAAAAUCCAGCACAGAAAAUUACCUUCAGAUAUAUCUUACACAUAAAGUAAUAAACCAAGCAACAAAUAUUCAGAUUAUGAGUACAAAAAGUAAAUAGUAAAUUCUCUUUGCAACAAAAUUUAAGAAUAAAGUAAGAAAAUCGAGUACUAAGAGAGCUAGAUGUAGAACUAGAAGAAAUUGGACAAAGAGAGGUAGUAAGAAGUAAAAGAUUUAUAAAAUCUCUACUAAAAGUAAAAAAUCAUCAUAGAAUAAUAAUUGGAAUUAGAGAAUACCUAUAAAAGGAAAAUAGACGACUUGUAAAAUGAACUUUCUUCAAAAAAGAAUACAAUCGAGUGUUUAAAAAUAGAUCAUUUACAAGAAUUGCAAUCAAUUUAUGAAAAAAAUUAGUAAGAAGUUGCUUCUCUGAGACAAUCUAUGGUAGCUAACAAUCCUUCUAAUUAUGAAAGUGUAGGAAAAUCAAGUUAAUCUGGUUAAACUGCUCAAUAAUAACUGUAAAAUUUCAACUCAACUAUCACAGUCAAGAGCCAAAUUAUGGAAGACUCAAUAAACCUAAUAAAAAACAAAAAGAAUUUAGAAGUGUAAGAAUUGCUUCAAAAAUUACAGAAAAUAGAUUAAAAUACUGCCAACUUAAUGAGUUAUGAGAGAGAAGAAAAAGCAUAUCUUCAUUAAAGAGUGAAAGAGUUGAAUCUAAAAAUCAUAGAAUUAGAGUAAUAAGCUUUGAAGAAAGAGGAAUGGUGUUAGAUACAAAUUAAUUAAGAAAGUGAUAAGAUUUAUAAAUUUUUUGAAAAAGAGAGCUCAAAACAAGAUUAAAUACUUAAUGAGUAGAAAGAAACUCUUAAGAUUACUUAUGAGGAGCAAAUAAAGCAGAUUUAGGAAAUGCUUAAAAAGUAAAAGAAUCGCAACAAAGAUAUGGCUAGCGAACUAAAGUAGUAGAUUUAAGAAAACGACAAAUUAAUUGAAAAACAAAAAGAAAUCGAAUAACAAAACUAGCAUUUAACAUAAGUUAAUCUAGUAUUAAAGAAUUAAAACAUUGAAUUUUCAACUAUAAUAGCAAACCAAAAACAAAAAAUAAACAGCAACAGUGAAGAAAUUGGAUUGUUAAAUAACUAAAUAUCAAAUAAUUAGAAUGAAAUUAAAUUACUUUAGUUAAAAAAUGCUUCUUUGGAUGGAUAACUUAAAGAGAUAGGUUCUUAAAGAAUUGAGCAUUUAGAAAUAAGGUAAAAAUAUGCUAAUUUAUUAAAAGAAUAUGAAAGCAUAAACUCAAAAUUUUAAGAGUAAAAUAAGAUAUUUUUAGAACUCUAGGCAGAUAAUUAAAUUCUCUAAGACCAAUUAAAUCACUUUAGAUCAAAUAAAUUGGGUGACUAAAUAGAAUAAUUUAAGCGUGGUUGCACAGAAGAUGAGUUAAAAUUUAAAAUAUAACAUUUAGAGAAAGUUCUGGAGGAGAAGGAAAUUUACAUAAGAGAAUUAAUAGAAAUAUAAAAUCUAAGUACAGAAAACAUAAAUAAGAAAUCAGCAGAUUAUUUGGCUUAGCAAAAAGAAUUGGUUGAGCAGUAGGAAUAGCUUAAAUAAUAAAAUUAUUAGCUUUAAAUAGAGCUAGAAAAACUAAAAACUCAAUAUAAAUAAUUAGAAAACUAGCAUUUAGAAACACUAACUACCCAAAGAGAAGAAAUAAACAAUCUGUAUAUCUAGUUACAAGUAAUUUUAUUCAAUUUAAAUAUCAAAAAUUUAUUUUCGUUUGAAAAAAGAAAUAAUAGAUUGAGUCAAAAGGAGAGGAUUCUGAGCUUAGAGUUGCAUAAGAUUAAAUUUUAAAGCAAAAAAGUGAGUUUUCUAAGCUAAAAACUAAUUUUAAUAUGCUUCAAGUAGAAAAAGAAAGACUUGAAUUCUAAAUUGAAGAACUCAAACUAGAUAAUCAAAGAGCUGAUAUUUUAUAAGAAUAAAACAAUCAUUAUAAAUAGCAAUCUGAAGAACUCCUAGAUAAAAUUGAGAUUCAAUCCAAACAAAUUAUGCAAUAACAACAAACUAUUAUGUCAUUAGAAGAAGCUCUCUCCUAAAUGCACGUCAUAUGAUUUUAUUGAUUGCUUUUCAAUAUAGAGUUAAUUUAUUCCAAUCAUUCAUUAAAUAUUUAAAUUAUUUUAUUAUAAAAAAAAAUGUAAUUAAUUUUAAACUUCAUUUUUAUAUGUUGUCGUAUUUAUUUUCUUUAAACUUAAUUAAAAUAUUUUUAAAAAAUCUAUUUUAUUUUAAAAGUUCAAUUAAAUUUUCUUAAUUUUUCAUUAAAAUCUGUUAAUUAUUUAUGUUAUUUAUUUACAAUUUUAUUUUUAAAAAUUUAAAUAAUAAUUUAAAUUUAAUGGAAUUGGAAAUGACCUUUUUUAUUUAAUUAAGUUGUAGAAGUUAAAUUAAAAAUAUAACUAAAAUCUAAUAACUAAUUAUGUUGUUGAUAUUCAAUUUAUAAAAAUAAUCCGUUUUAAAACUUUAUUUUAUUGA
This is a messenger RNA of Tetrahymena thermophila SB210, 2922 nucleotides long. RefSeq names its product transmembrane protein, putative. The record is from RefSeq and is a predicted model, not a curated record. The transcript is spliced from 3 exons. NCBI's taxonomy places the organism in Eukaryota, Ciliophora, Oligohymenophorea, Hymenostomatida, Tetrahymenidae.